GCCGCAAGCAAGAAAAUUAUCGGGUUUGUAGACAAUAGCUCCUUAGACAUAAACAGGGGCAAAACUAUGAGUCACAAGAAAGACUUCACACAAUUCCCUUGUGGAGCAAAACGUUAUUCUACAAAACGCCAAAAUGCGUUUGUCUUUUCGAGCUUGUUUUAUCGCAAUCUCGAUUAUACUGGGCGUGAAUGCUGACAAAUCUCCCCCAUCUUGCCCCAAACCAUACGACAAGAUGACGGCCUGUAACCUGAUUUGUAACAUGAUUCACGAUUCGGACGCCAACAAUGCCAUGAAAAUGCUGCAAACAAAACUGGAAAGCCUUACUUCAGUGAUCAAGAAACCUUCUUCACAUCCAGCUGUUCCCGCUUCUUCAUGUAAGCAACAGUAUGAAAAAUACAAGUGGACAAAAAGUCAAGUGCUUCCACUGAAGUUUGGUUCACAAGAGAUUCCUGUUUACUGUCACAUGGGAGACUUUGGAUGUGGAGAUGGAGGAUGGACGCUGGCCAUGAAAAUUGAUGGCGCAAAGAAAACAUUCCACUAUGAUUCUCAGUUUUGGAGCAACCGAAAUGCUUAUAAUCUUCCAGGAGGCAAGACUGGCUUUGACCUACAAGAGACCAAGUUACCGACCUACUGGAAUACACCCUUCUCUAAGAUCUGUCUUGGUAUGAAGAUCAGCCAACAGAUCAAGUUCAUCACCAUGACCAAGCAGGCGAACUCUCUGUACUCACUGAUUGCUGAUGGGAAAUACCGCAAAACCUCACUGGGUCGUAGCACAUGGAAGUCUCUGAUUGGCUCCUCAGCCUCAUUGCAGACUGAGUGUAAUAACGAAGGGUUUAAUAAUGUUGGAGGUUCUAAAUCUUAUGCUAGAGCAAGAAUCGGCAUCCUUGGAAAUGACCAGAGAAAUUGCAACACUUGUGAUUCCAAAAUUGGUUUUGGAACAGGAGGGGCGACAGAUGACUCCAACACAUGCGGAAACAAUGCUAUUAAGGGUUAUACUGCAGAUAAUGGUCCCAAAAACAUUAAAGCCAUGGGAUACAUCUUAGUUCAGUAGAGGAACUAGCUUGUUCCUUG
Orbicella faveolata is the source of this 1071-nucleotide messenger RNA. Its product is annotated as putative skeletal organic matrix protein 5. NCBI's taxonomy places the organism in Eukaryota, Metazoa, Cnidaria, Anthozoa, Scleractinia, Merulinidae. The record is from RefSeq and is a predicted model, not a curated record.